AUCAAUGAAUUCUGCGAAAGAUUCUCCUAUUAUGGAAUGCGAGCUGUGCUUGUUCUCUACUUCAAGUUUUUUCUCAGCUGGGACGAUAAUCUCGCUACAGCCAUUUACCACACAUUUGUUGCCCUCUGCUAUCUAACACCUAUCCUUGGAGCACUUGUAGCUGACUCCUGGCUGGGAAAGUUCAAGACCAUUGUUUACUUGUCCAUUGUGUACACAGUUGGGCAAGCAGUCUUGUCAAUAGGUUCCAUAAAUGAUUUGAUGGAUGGAAAUCGGGAUGGCAGUCCAGAUGACAUUAGGAUUCCCAUUGCUUUAUCUAUGGUUGGCUUGAUCCUUAUUGCUUUUGGAACUGGUGGAAUCAAGCCCUGUGUAGCAGCAUUUGGUGGAGAUCAGUUUGAUGAUCACCAGGUAUGA
Molecule: messenger RNA, 411 nt
Organism: Elgaria multicarinata webbii
Lineage: Eukaryota; Metazoa; Chordata; Lepidosauria; Squamata; Anguidae
Product: solute carrier family 15 member 1-like
Exons: 4
Coding region: 37-411 (124 amino acids)
Biological process (GO): dipeptide import across plasma membrane
Cellular component (GO): plasma membrane
Molecular function (GO): dipeptide transmembrane transporter activity
Source: RefSeq, a predicted model, not a curated record